Messenger RNA from Asterias rubens (European starfish), 2275 nucleotides. RefSeq names its product guanine nucleotide-binding protein subunit alpha-13-like. The record is from RefSeq and is a predicted model, not a curated record. Gene Ontology annotation, biological process: adenylate cyclase-modulating G protein-coupled receptor signaling pathway; Rho protein signal transduction. Bases 17 to 1102 code for a protein of 361 amino acids. Lineage: Eukaryota; Metazoa; Echinodermata; Asteroidea; Forcipulatida; Asteriidae. The transcript is spliced from 3 exons. Gene Ontology annotation, cellular component: heterotrimeric G-protein complex; brush border membrane. Gene Ontology annotation, molecular function: D5 dopamine receptor binding; GTPase activity; G-protein beta/gamma-subunit complex binding.
UUUUUGGGUAGUCAACAUGGCGGGCGGUGUAAUAACAUGUUGCCUCUCUCCGCAAGAGUUGGAGGCAAGAUCUAGGAGUAAAGCCAUCGAUAAAGAGUUGACGAAGGACAAGUCCUAUCUGAAGAGAGAGAUCAAGAUCCUCUUACUCGGUGCCGGCGAGAGUGGGAAGAGCACUUUCCUCAAACAGAUGAAAAUCAUCCACGGACAGGAGUUCAGCGAUGAAGAUCUACGCGACUACCGCACCAUCAUUUUCUCGAACAUUAUCAAGGGGUUGAAGGUGCUGCAGGACGCCCGGAAAAAGCUGGAUAUCCCGUGGGGGGACCCGUCCAACGAGAAACAGGGAGGUGUUAUUCUUACGUGCGAUACAACUCAGCUCGUUGAACCCUCGUAUUUUAUGCAGUUUGUACCGAGCUGCUACGCUCUGUGGAGCGACAGUGGAAUACAGGGGGCAUAUGACAGAAGACGGGAAUUUCAAAUGGCAGAUUCAGUCAAGUAUUUCUUAAAUGAGCUGGAUCGGGUUGGACAAGAGGAUUUCCUCCCUACUAGGCAAGACAUUCUCUUCGCACGGAAAGCUACCAAGGGUAUCGUCGAGCACGUCAUCGACAUCAAGAACGUCCCCUUUCGCUUUGUCGACGUCGGCGGGCAGCGGUCGCAACGACAGAAGUGGUUUCAGUGCUUCGAGAACGUCACAUCGAUCCUCUUCUUGGUGUCGUCCAGCGAGUUCGAUCAGGUCCUGAUGGAGGACCGCGUGACAAACCGACUGGUCGAGUCAUGCAACAUCUUCGAUACCAUCGUCAAUCACAAGUACUUCUCGACGGUGUCAGUCAUCCUCUUCUUAAAUAAAACGGACCUUCUGGAGCAGAAAGUCAAGGUGGUAAGCCUCAAGGACUACUUCCCUGAGUUUGAAGGCGAGUCCGCUAACAUGAAACAGGUACAGGACUUUAUCCUUCUCAUGUUCGACAUGCGUCGCCGUGACCGCAGCAAGUCGCUCUUCCACCAUUUCACCACUGCCAUCGACACGCAAAAUAUAAAGCGUGUGUUUGACGCCGUGAAGGUCACCAUCUUGAAGAAGAACCUGGACAACCUGAUGCUCACAACAUAAUAUUUUUAAGUAACGAAAUAAUCCACUCUCUUGUGCCUUUUUUUUCCCUCUAUGAAUCUAUGCUUCUUUUAAGACUGGGAUGCGGGAGGGGAUGCAUCGCAGGUCAGAAACGUUCAGAUAGACACAAACCCAUUUCUGCACACAUAGAAAGUGCUGGGGUUAAAUGGUGCUUGUUUUUAGGGAAAAGUUGCACCCUUUUCAGACAGGUGCAUCAGAGUUGCGCCAAACCAGUCAUUGUAAAUAAUGUUUAGUUUGUAGGUAUUUUUUUAACAAAAUGUAUAUUUUUAUGCACAAUUUUGUUGGCAUUGACAUGAAAAAAUAUUUUUUUAGUCUGUUGCUUUAUUAAUUUUAAUGGCAGUAUAUAUGUAGGCCAUUUUUACAAGCAGCCUACAAAUUCAUCGGUUAACUUUUAUGAGAUUUGUCGGCUGAAAUUUACACUUAUAAAAUAUUUUACUCAGACAAGAAUUUUGCUCUUGAUAGAAUCUCCUUCAUGCCUUUGUAUACCGGUAUGUGCCCACUGAUUAACUCAUUGCAGCUACCUCACUUGUUGUCCUCUUGACUCCUUUCGUAGAGCCGCUAAGCACAAAGCACUUCUGCUUACCAGAACAAGGUCACAAGCCAAAUUACCAUGUCUCAAUUUCUUUUGGGAAAAUCCAUGGGAUUUGUAUAACUCUGUAAGCAGGCAUUUUUCUGCUGACCAUAACCAUUGUAAAUCUGAACUGAUUGGCAUUGCGAUGUUAAAAACUUUGUAUUUGUGCUCUGUUACACUAUGCAGUUGGUAAAGCACAGUAAAUGCCCUACUUCCUUGUUAACGGAAGAUGAGGUCUGCUGGUUGUACUAGCAAAAAGUGAUAUCAUGUUAAGGAGGACACCACCAUACACCUUUUCGCAACUACACAUUUCGCAAGCGAUACUGUUGAAUGGGGUGCAUGCUGGUCUAGCUAGUGAUAAAAAACUUGAGCACUAGUUAGACCAUGCAGCAUGCACCUCAUUGAAAGACCAGCAUGUGCACCUCAUUCAAAGCCUACAGCGUGUUUACUGUGUAUUUGCGUUAAUGUCUAUGUACAGCAAAUUGGGUUUGUGCAUGAAGCUUAAACGCAGUAGACACUAUUGGUAAUUGUCAAAGACUAGCCUUCACAGUUUGUGUAUCUCAACAUAUGCAUAAAAUAACAAA